CAGUGUUUUUUAUAUGUUAAACUGUGCUGUCACCAGCAGUGUUUUUUUAUGUUAUGGUGCGCUGUCACCAGCAAUUUUUUCAUAUGUUAUGGUGCGCCGUCACCAGCAGUGUUUUUUAUAUGUUAAACUGUGCUGUCACUAGCAGUGUUUUUUAAUAUGUUAUGGUGCGCCGUCACUUGCAGUGUUUUUUCAUAUGUUAUGGUGUGCCGUCACCAGCAGUGUUUUUUCAUAUGAUGUGGUGCGCCGUCACCAGCAGUGUUUUUUAUAUGUUAAAUUGUGCCGUCACCAGCAGUUUUUUUACAGGGCUCGAAAUUGCGACCAUUUUGGUCGCAUAUGCGACCGAAAUUUAACCUGUGCGACCGUUAAAUAUAUUUGGGAGCAUUUGUGCGACUGCCCAUUUUGUUGUGGUGCGACUUUAUUUAUAUGCUGUGUGCUGUGUACUGUCCUGGGAUCAGUGUUUUCUCCAACGUUACAUAACCAAUAAAAUUUCACCAUUAAGUUCUUGCGUUUAAUGAAGACCGCAGAUUGGCUAAAAUGAGUGUAAACAAUUCCUUGUUGCCGUGCUGCUACGUUGCUACGCAGAACGCGAAAACCUGUAAAAACAACCACAAGCAUGAAGAGAACAUUGAAAGAUUUCUUUUGUAAGCCGACUACCACCACUACUGUAAUUGAUGGUGACGUUGCAGAAUCACGUGGGACUGCACCACCGGAAAAAAGGCUUACUUGUUUCGCAGAGAGUGGCUUAAAGACUUCGAGUGGCUCCGUUAUGAGAAGGGCUCGAUGUACUGUGUUCACUGUAAAUCCUGUGGACCGGAGGUUGCAGGUAAAACAGCGUUCGCCGUGGAGUCCACACAUUUUAAGCGCGAGACCUUGUCUAAGGUUGUUUUCACAUAUGUUGGUGCGCACCGUGGUGCGGCCUCGGACCGCACCAAAAUACAUUGUAUCAUUUUUCAGUUAGUGCGGUCCGUGUUCACAUAUAUAUUUUUUUGCUGUACUCGAAAUGCUGCACCGUACACCAUGUGACAACGGUCAGUGCUGUCAUUGGUCUCUGACAGCUCUUACCGUCUCAUGACCACCCCCACGUUUCCACGACAACCAGCCUGACAGGGAGAGCGCAGCUAUCAAGAUGUGGAGAUAAACGAUGCACGUCUUUGCGAAGUUUCUUUGCUUUAACGCGAAAUUGCGUAGCUGUUCUAUUAAAGCCUUUCUCACGGAGCCGUUUGCUAAAAAGCCCCUAAUGUCACUAUUUGUGUGUGGAGGACAGCUAUGCAUUUAUAAAAUCAUCAGCUCAAAGGUAAAGGAGACAGCGAAUCUCUAUGCAACGGACCAGGAUUGGCUUGUUUGUUGUUAACCCACAAUAUAACACCCGGCACACGUCACAACGGAAACCCAGUGGCUCAAACAUGUGGAGAACUUCCUGUAUUUGGUUCGGCCCGAGGUCCAGCAGUGCUCACACCACAGGUGGGUCGCCCCAGAGUUCGGCAACAGCCGCUCCGAGACCACCUGUUUAGAGCGGUCUCGGAGCGGCCGUUUAGUGCGCACCCGAGUGCGGCUGUUGUGUUCACACUGACCCAAACGCACCUUACUCGGAGCGACACGUCAUUUGGUCCGACCUAAACAGUGUAUGUGUGAAAACACCCUAAACACGGCCAAAGUGCCAAACACAAGAAGUGCCGUAACAAAUGUGUGGGAAAGAGUUCAGCAUCGAGUUCAAUUGUUGAUGCUUUUGAACGACAGGAUGCUGCCAGCCGUUCCGCUUUGCUGGCAGAGUUGAAAAUAAAAUUUAACACCGCCUAUACGAUUGCCAAAGAAGAGCUAGCCUUCACUAAAUUUAAACCGAUGUUGCAGCUCCUGAAAAAGAAUGCCGUUGAGAUCAACAUGACAUACGCAAAUGACAGGUCAUGUGCCAACAUCAUUGGCGUAAUAACGGACACCCUCCGGGAGAACACCGCAGUUCAAGUGUCGUCAUCGCAAUACGUUGCAUUCAUUAUUGAUGGAGACACGGACAUAUCCGUCAAAGAAUGUUUAAUAGUGUAUGUGCGCAUUCUGCUUGAUGGACAUCCGAGAAACAUCCUUGUAGGGCAUGUUGAGUUGGAACACGCCAAUGCUGAUGGAAUGAAUGCAGCCACCAAGUCAGCAUUUGCUGGUCUUGGUGGGUCAUGCCAGGACUGGCUCCAGAAGACUGUGGCGAUGGGAGCUGAUGGAGCAGCUGUGAAUUUUGGAAGGAAGGGAGGAGUAUCAGCAAAACUUCAAGAAGAGGCAGGAAAGCACAUUAUCCCAUUUCACUGCAUGCCUCAUAGAUUGGAGCUUGCUCUGCUAUCUGCCCAAAAGGAUUCACCUUGGGUAAGCAAUGUAUACAACCUGCUCAACUUAAUCUGGAAGACUUAUCACUACAGCUCUAAAUCCAGAAGAGAGUUAAAGUGCCUUGGAGUCGAACUGGAUGUGUCUGUAAACAAUCCAAGUGGAGUCAAGGGAACAAGAUGGUUGCCACAUGUAUCCAGGGCAUUGGAUGUGCUCCUGAAGCAAGAGAAGAAGGAGGGGACCCUGGAAGAUGCUGGGCAGUACACUGCUGUAUAUACUCAUAUGGAACACCUUGCUGCAUCAUCAGCUAACGCUGAUAUAGCUGGCAGAGCAAAGCAUGUCAAGGAGACUAUGGAGGAUGGCUCAUUCCUGGCAUUUUGCCAUUUCUUGGCAGAUUUAUUUUCUGCCAUCAGUAAAUACAGCCUAUUACUACAGAGAAAUGAUGUGAUCCUCCCACAGGCAGUCAGCAGCUUAAGGAACCUUAUUCUCAACAUUGAGGCAAUGGCUGUGAGGCCAUCUCCAAGUGGCAGGCUGGCUUCCUUCCAUGCAGCUAUGAAGAGGCAAAGAGAUGGUCAGGCAGAACAUGUAACAGACACUGCAGCAACCAAAGCUGUCCAGUGUUUCCAGGUGUUUAUCCAUGAUUCUUGGCCGGAAACUUUGGAGGAGUUGGUUGAUUAUGGAAUUGAGGAGGUGCACUAUUUGUUGGACCAUUUUCAAUCUGUACUUGAAAGGAAUGGCUGUGACUGUGCCCUGGCUAAAGAGUAGUUUCAGGCAUUGAAAACUCUAGUGUUCAUGUCCUUCAAAGACAAGAGCUACCAUGGGCUAUGGGAAAUCCUUCUGACCAAGGAACCCUAUUGCUUGGAUUUACAGAACAUCCUUCAUCUGGUGAAGAUCAUGUUGGUCCUUCCUGUGUCCUCAGCACAAUGUGAAAGAGGGUUCUCAGUCCAGAAAAGGAUAAAAUCAGACGUCAGGUCUUCAUUAAAUCCAAGCACUGUAGAAGAUCUGAUCUGAAUCAGUGUUGAGGGUCCUUCUUUGGAGGCAUUUGAUGCCUCAGCCGCAGUAAAGAGAUGGAUGGAAGAGGGACAAAGAGCCAGAAGACCAAAUUUCAAAUCCUGGCCACAGGAUGCUUAAAGCCCAGUGAUUGCGUUUUAUUUUUAAUAAAAUAAAUGAAUUAACAUAUA
Messenger RNA from Misgurnus anguillicaudatus (oriental weatherfish), 3482 nucleotides. NCBI's taxonomy places the organism in Eukaryota, Metazoa, Chordata, Actinopteri, Cypriniformes, Cobitidae. The record is from RefSeq and is a predicted model, not a curated record.